AUGAACAAUUCGAUACAGAUUGCAAUCGCACAUGUCAUUAUCGGGAUCAAAUUACCGUUUAUCAUAAUCAAAUUUUCGCCCCUCGCAGCAUACAUAAUAUUUUCCGACUAUCCACUAGGUGGCAAGUAUUUCCUGCUCUGCGUCGGCGGAGGCGACGGAGGCGACGGAGGCGACGAAGGGGGCAGAUAUGUCGGUGCUGGUGUUGAUAUUGGACGCGGAGUUGGACUUGGGGUCGGUGGAGGAGGAGGGGGCGGAGGAGGUGGAGGUGGAGGCGGUGGCGGGGGCGGAGGCGAGGGUGGAAGAGCUGGAGGCAAAUAUGUUGGUGGUGGUGGGGGAGGAGGCGGCGGCGGGGGUGGAGGUGGAGGUGGAGGCGGAGGAGGUGGUGGAGGAGGUGGUGGAGGCGGUGGUGGUGGUGGUGGAGGAGGAGGUGGUGGAGGUGGCGGGGGUGGGGGUGGGGGUGGAGGCGGAGGUGAAGGAUAG
Molecule: messenger RNA, 480 nt
Organism: Neodiprion virginianus
Lineage: Eukaryota; Metazoa; Arthropoda; Insecta; Hymenoptera; Diprionidae
Product: glycine-rich protein DOT1-like
Exons: 2
Coding region: 1-480 (159 amino acids)
Source: RefSeq, a predicted model, not a curated record